Messenger RNA from Tricharina praecox, 4583 nucleotides. RefSeq names its product exocyst complex component Sec3-domain-containing protein. The record is from RefSeq and is a predicted model, not a curated record. The transcript has 5 exons. NCBI's taxonomy places the organism in Eukaryota, Fungi, Ascomycota, Pezizomycetes, Pezizales, Pyronemataceae. Gene Ontology annotation, molecular function: phosphatidylinositol-4,5-bisphosphate binding. Gene Ontology annotation, biological process: exocytosis; Golgi to plasma membrane transport. Gene Ontology annotation, cellular component: exocyst; plasma membrane. Bases 265 to 4380 code for a protein of 1371 amino acids.
CGACGCUCGCUCCAUGCGGCUGUAGCCUGCAGAGCCACAAAUCGACGACGAUACCUCCCACCGCGAAUCUCCACCACAGCACCACCAUCACUACGCUCUCCCGAAUCCGAGGCCACCACUAUCGAGACCAGCCCUCGAUUCUUGCGGGAGCGGUGUGCAACCGCCGGAUUGCAGCUACGCGUCUUCCCCUCCAUCGUUUGAACUAGCACCCGCUUUCAUCCCCCCUCGAAUCGUUCGUCUCUUCAGGAGUGGAUUGCUGCAACCAUGGACUACGCGAGAACCCCCGCAACGCCUGCCGCCCCCGGCCAGCAAGCUGCUGUCACGAAAGCCCAGCAGUUUGAGGACGAGAAGCGAAGAAUCGUACAGUCCUGCUUCAGCAGACAGGACGCCGAUGGCUCCACCCUCGAGGAUUACAUCACCCAUUGCCGAGUCCUCGAAGAUGGCUCGUCGUCUGAGCCGCCGCCGCCCGGCGCGCCGAUGGGAAACGGCAAGGCCCGAGUCAUCAUGGUCGCCGUCCGUAAGUCCGGCCGGGUGCGAAUGCAUAAGGGCCGCGAAAACCCCAAUGGCUCGUUCUCGAUCGGAAAGACGUGGAAUCUCGAUGACCUCCAGUGCAUCACGACGUAUCCUGCGCCCAAUGAGAAGGGGUUCACGGUCACGAUCCUGAAGGCGUAUUACUGGCAGGCGAACACGGCUAAGGAGAAGGACUUUUUCAUCUACUCACUGGUCAAGAUCUACAAGAAAUACACGGGUGGAAAGGUGCCAGAGCUACUUGGCCCCAGGAAGGCAGAGCUGGAUGCGUUGAUGGGCCCCGGUGGUGCGGAAUUGCUGCCGCAGGAGGAAAUGAGGAGCCCCGUUGCCUCGACUGGAGGUUCGCUGUUGGCAUCAGCGCCGUCGUCGCUGCCGCCGUCGUUACAAGCCACCCCGCGAAAUGCCCCGUCGAUGGAAUCCCUGAAUAAACCGUCGCGCAUACAGCCAUAUGCUGGACAAAGAGUACCGGGCGAGAAACCGCCGCCCUCUCCGAGUACAAUGCGGCCGCCGGGAUCCUCGAGUGGACUCUCUGGUCGUAGGACUCCCGUGGAUACUGCACCUUCAAGACAUACCCCUCCUCCAGUGCCACAAGUGGUGCCGCAAGCUUUGAAUGGAAGGCGGCCAUCAGAUGGGUCUUCAACGAGGUCUGGACAGAGUAGGACUCCUUCAAGCUCACGGGGUCCACCGCCGUCCGAGGACGAUCGAUCGAUGAGGCGGGCUCCCUCGCAGGAGAGGUACAGGACGGCAUCCAUCAACAGCCAACAGUCGCAAGAAUCACGACGAGAAGCAAUGGAACAGUAUCCUCCCUACCAGAAUAACAAAAUGCCGGGUCCCUCACCGACACCCCCACCCCAAGAGAGCCAUUCAAUGCCAAAACCGAAGGCCAAUAAAGACGCCGCGUCCCACUUCCGACUGGCUGCCAAUGCCUAUGGCUUGAGCAGCCAGCUUGGAACACCUAAGGCCCGCCCAAAAACACCUACCACGCCUACUACUUACACGAGCCAACUCACGAAAGAGCCGUUAAGCAUGUCACCAGAAGCACCCCCAGUCAUGCCACAGAUCAAGUACCCACAGGAACGCAACCCUUCAGGGGACCAGUCGAACGGAAGUAGGAGCAGAAGUAGGAGUGGUUCUAGGCGGCCAUCGGGAGAUGAACCACAGCAGCGUUCUCGGUCUCGGCCAUCAAGGGAACAACAACCAUCCCCGGCGCCCGCAGAAAUACCACCAUUAGUUCCAAGAGAGCCCUCUUCUAAGAAUGACAUACGGGGUAGGCCACCUCCCUCGAGGGAAAACAGUCAGUCUUCGCUGUCGCAACAAGCUUCCUUGGCUUCCGCACUCAGGGGCGUCCCCGUCAUCACGGAACCCGCCUUGAUGAUCAGAAAGCCAACAUUUCCUCUGGCCACACCGACUAUAUCGCCGCCUGCAGGCGAACAAACAAUAGAAGUGCCCGCGGAGAAACCAUCAGUACCGGACUCGGGCUCACUGAUGGCGCCCAAGGGACCGAUUCGGGCGCGCUCACGAAGCCGGAAGCGCCGGUCUGAUAAGUCGUCAUACCUCCACGGCAUCGACAAGAGCGGGAUGAGCGUAGACAUUGAGGAGCUCCUGCAGGAAUUCAACUGGGAUGCGAAGGGGAAGAUCGAUCAGCUGAAGGCGGACGUAAGGAAGGAGCUGUCGCGAGUGGAGUCGAACAAUGUCAUCAUCAACGUUGAUGGCGAUGAUAGGGUCGACCAGUUGUCGGUUCUGCUUGAUCAGGCGAUUAAGGAGUGUGAAGAGAUGGAUGGGCUGCUGACGCUCUAUGCCGUUGAGCUGACGAGUCUCAAUGAUGACAUCACGCAUAUCGAGAACCAAUCUCAGGGUCUUCAACUGCAGACUGCAAAUCAGAAGACGUUGCAGAAGGAACUACAAACGCUACUAGACACCAUCUCGAUAUCGCCCGCACAGAUGGAAAUCCUGCGGAAGGGAUCGAUGGAUGCCCCGAGAGGCUUGGAACAGAUCGAGCAGACAUUGGUAUCCCUUUACAAAGCCAUGCGGACGAUAGAACCCACUAGUACGCACGACCCAUCCUCACCUCGCAUUGGCCGACGGGGCUCCUUCAGCGACGAAGGUGUGGGCAGCAUGCGGGCCUUGCAGGAAAGGAAGGAAGAGUACCGCAACAGCUGCCGCGCAUUCCUUGCACGCCUACGACAGUUCCUCAAUAACAAAUUCCAAUCGGAGCUCACGGAUAUCAAGAGGGAUGCCCAGAUCGGUCAGGUAAACUCGGGGCUGCACCCCAGGAUGAUCGGGCACGACAAGGCGUACCAGGCCAUGUGGAAAUUCGCAGGGCUGAUUACGUUCGCGCGAGACGUCGACGGCGACGAAUAUGUUGAGUUGCGGAAGCUGUACGGAAAGAUGGCGAAGUCGUUGAUGAUGGAGGAAAUCCGAGAGCAAAUCGGUGCUUGGAAGAAGAUCUCCAAGAAACCGACCCAGGAGGAGCAAGACCUCAUCUUCAACGCACCGGAGAAGGAAGAGAGUGUGACUGCCAGUUUGGGAGCUAGGAAGCUCACGGUCAAGAAAUCGAUUGCUCGCAUUCGAACUGGUGGAGGAAGUUUCAGUAGCAAUGAGAGGCCUUCACCCGGUAUCAUCGCCUCCAAUGCGGCGUUUGCAGGGGCAUUUGGAGAGAUAUAUCAGCUCGUGUUCAAGGAGCAGAAUUUUGUGGUCGAAUUCUUCCACUUGUCUUCUCGGAACUCCUCGGACUUCGUCGAGUUCGUGACCAGAGGCCCGCCCGAGACACGCCGGCUCAACGACCUGGGAGGACUCCGCACUGUCGAGCCGGAUAAGCUCAAGGCAAAGGUCAUCUACGAGUACAUGGGCGAGCUCUUUUCGUUCCUACUACAGGACCUCCAGAAUAUGGUCGAUUGGGCCACACUGGGAGAUGCCACCCAGGGAGUCGGCAUCAUGUAUGCCGUCGAGCAAAAGAUUGCGACCGUUGACGAAACCGACCAGGAGUUUCUUGCGAAGAUGCUUCAGACACUCCAUGAUCGUCUUGCGGGACUGUUUGCACGAUUCUUGGACGAGCAGGUUAAGGCUAUUGAGGAUACGAAGGUCAAGAUCAAGAAGAGGAAGGGUGUCAUCCAAUUUAUGCGUGUAUUCCCGGGCUUUGCGGCUAGAAUCGAGGAGCAGAUCCCGUACAAUAAGACAAUUGUCGAGUCCGACGAUCUCAGUAUCCGCGAAAUGGUCAAUGAGGGGUACAUCAAGAUCAACAAAGCUAUGUUCGAAUCGCUGCAAGCGAUUGCCAAAGAGUCUCCAGCAGUGGCGAGUCAGAACGUCGACCCCGAGGACAAGGAGCAGCUCAACUACCACAUCAUGAUGAUCGAGAACAUGCAUCACUACCUUGAGGAAGUUGAUACUAAGGGCAACGAGGUCCUUGAGGGCUUCCGUAAGAAAGCCGAUGAGGAGUAUCGUGAGCACAUGGGCUUGUACAUUGGCGCCGUUAUUCGCCGGCCACUGGCAAAGCUUUUGGACUUUGUCGAGAAUGUCGAAGCGCUCAUAGCAUCCGGUACGUCAGCGGAAGACAUCGCGGGUAGAAGUGCGCACAACAAGGCCGCCUUCAAGAAAGUCCUCGAGCACCAUGCCGAGAGCAAGGAUAUCCGCAAGGGUAUCGAGCAGCUCAAGAAGCGUGUUGACAAGCACUUUGGCGAUGGCGACGAGUCAGCACUGAGCCAGAAGCUCGUCGACAAGAUCCUACUCAGGCUCGAGGACGAGUUCAUCAAUGUCCACAAGCGCAUCAUGCUGUUGCUUGUAGGACCGUACAAGGAGUCUGGAUUGGAAUGUGAGUUUAAAGUUAAUGAUGUGAAGGUUGCGUUUAAGAAGUAGUUAGAGGGGAGAAGGAUAGGUGUCAACUGUACAAGUUCACGUUCGCUCGAGGUGUUUUUGUCGAUGUUAGGUUCUUUUCUUUCUUUCUUUCUUGCAAGCGUGGGAUUUGGCUGCAUGUUAUUUUUUGGUUUUGGGUUCGGUGCUGUGCUGGAUGAAUAUGCGGGGGUUGUAGGUAUGAAAUGAAUGGUGCAUACAGUUUCGAG